AUGGCCAGCCGCGUUCCGCCUGCGGUGGCGGGAGGGGCCUAUCUCGUCUUCACCGCCAUCACCGGGGUGAUGAUCUCCUACAUCUUCUGGGCCUACACCGGCAAUACCAUCGUCCUGGCCUUUGCGCUGACCACAGGUGUGUUCGGGGUGAUGAGCGCCAUCGGCUACACCACAAAGCGCGACCUUUCGGGCCUCGGGACGAUGCUGAUGAUCGGCCUGUUCGGCGUGAUCAUAGCCGGGGUGGUCAACUGGUUCAUCGGCUCCAGCAUGCUGUCGUGGAUCAUCACGCUGGUGGCGCUGCCCAUCUUCCUGGGCUUGACGGUUUAUCAGACCAAGCAGGUCAAGGAGCUGGCCAUGGAGGCAGCGAUGCGCGGCGACGAGCGGGCCGCCAGCCAGGUGGCGAUCAUGGGCGCCGUGGGUCUGUAUGUUACCUUCCUGAACAUCUUCCUGAUCCUGCUGCGGAUCCUGGACAUCUUCAACGGCGAUUAG
Geodia barretti is the source of this 489-nucleotide messenger RNA. The record is from the annotation of a GenBank genome assembly. NCBI's taxonomy places the organism in Eukaryota, Metazoa, Porifera, Demospongiae, Tetractinellida, Geodiidae.